This is a messenger RNA of Eptesicus fuscus (big brown bat), 281 nucleotides long. RefSeq names its product U6 snRNA-associated Sm-like protein LSm5. Gene Ontology annotation, molecular function: RNA binding. Bases 1 to 276 code for a protein of 91 amino acids. The transcript has a single exon. Gene Ontology annotation, biological process: mRNA splicing, via spliceosome. The record is from RefSeq and is a predicted model, not a curated record. Gene Ontology annotation, cellular component: U4/U6 x U5 tri-snRNP complex; Lsm1-7-Pat1 complex; U6 snRNP. Lineage: Eukaryota; Metazoa; Chordata; Mammalia; Chiroptera; Vespertilionidae.
AUGGCGGCUAACGCUCCCACUAACCCGUCGCAGCUGCUGCCUCUAGAGCUUGUGGACAAGUGUGUAGGAUCAAGCAUUCACAUCGUGAUGAAGAGUGAUAAGGAAAUUGUUGGCACGCUUCUAGGAUUUGAUGACUUUGUCAAUAUGGUACUGGGAGAUGUCACCGAGUUUGAAGUCACACCAGAAGGAAGAAGGAUCACUAAAUUAGACCAGAUUGUGCUGAAUGGAAAUAAUAUAACAAUGCUGGGUCCUGGAGGAGAAGGACCUGAAGUGUGAAUGGA